This is a messenger RNA of Populus trichocarpa (black cottonwood), 1755 nucleotides long. Its product is annotated as malate dehydrogenase, chloroplastic. Bases 239 to 1477 code for a protein of 412 amino acids. The transcript is spliced from 2 exons. Lineage: Eukaryota; Viridiplantae; Streptophyta; Magnoliopsida; Malpighiales; Salicaceae. Gene Ontology annotation, cellular component: cytoplasm; mitochondrion. Gene Ontology annotation, molecular function: L-malate dehydrogenase (NAD+) activity. Gene Ontology annotation, biological process: tricarboxylic acid cycle; malate metabolic process. The record is from RefSeq and is a predicted model, not a curated record.
UCCAUCCGUUGAAAAAAUUCUUUCAUCCCAACAUUUUCAUAGUCUGAAAUGAGAAUCAGGCCAUGCAAAAACCUCAACAAAAAAAAAACGCUUAAUAUAAAAGAUUUGAUUUUUAUUUUUUCGAUCUCAACACUAACAUCCCUUUCCUUUAGCUAAAUUUCAUUGUUUCAGCAGAAGCAGUAGCAGUAGCAGUCCUUCUUCAAAGUCUUUACCUUAUCUCUUCCAAUAGCUAUCCAAAAUGGCAGCAACAUCUGCUGCUACCUUUUCAAUUGGAUCAACUAUCUCCCUUGGCACCAAAGGGAGCCAACUCCCGCAAUCGAAGCCCUUGUCUGUGAGAUUUAACUCCCAGAACACUCUUGCGACCUUCAGUGGACUCAAGGCAGCAACCUUUGUUAAGUGUGAGUCGGAGUCAUCUUUCUUAGGCAAGGAAAGCAGUGCAGCGCUUCGAGGCGCUGCUGCACCAAAAGCUCAAAAAUCAAGCCAAAGGUCACAGUAUAACCUAAACCCACAGGCAUCUUACAAGGUGGCAAUUCUUGGAGCUGCUGGAGGGAUAGGUCAGCCUUUAGCACUUCUAGUUAAGAUGUCCCCAUUGAUUUCAGCCCUGCACAUCUAUGAUAUAGCAAAUGUCAAGGGAGUUGCAGCUGAUCUCAGUCACUGUAACACCCCCUCACAAGUCUUGGGUUUCACAGGAACUUCUGAAUUACCCAAUUCUUUGAAGGGUGUAGAUGUUGUUGUCAUACCAGCUGGGGUUCCAAGAAAGCCUGGUAUGACCCGCGAUGACCUCUUCAGCAUCAACGCCAACAUAGUAAAGACGUUGGUUGAGGCUGUUGCCGAUAACUGCCCUGAUGCUUUCAUACACAUUAUCAGCAAUCCAGUCAACUCUACAUUGCCAAUUGCGGCGGAAGUUUUGAAGCAGAAAGGUGUGUAUGAUCCAAAGAAGCUCUUUGGUGUUACGACACUUGAUGUUGUUAGGGCAAACACGUUUGUUGCUCAGAAGAAGAAUCUCAAGCUUAUCGAUGUGGAUGUACCAGUAGUAGGGGGGCACGCUGGGAUAACCAUUCUUCCCCUCCUAUCAAAGACGAGACCCCCAGUUAGUUUCAAUGAUGAGGAAGUGCAAGAGCUUACUUUAAGGAUCCAGAAUGCUGGGACAGAAGUUGUGGAGGCAAAGGAAGGGGCAGGGUCCGCUACCCUGUCAAUGGCAUAUGCUGCAGCCAGAUUUGUCGAAUCUUCUCUUCGCGCGUUGGAUGGUGAUGCUGAUGUCUAUGAGUGCUCGUUUGUGCAAUCAGAUCUUACUGAGCUUCCAUUCUUCGCAUCAAGGGUAAAACUUGGAAGGAAGGGGGUUGAAGCUAUCAUUUCAUCUGACCUCCAAGGGCUGACUGAGUAUGAACAGAAGGCACUGGAAGCUCUCAAGCCUGAACUGAAGGCCAGCAUUGAGAAAGGCAUUGCAUUUGCUCUGAAGCAACCAGUGACUACAUAGAUUGAGUUAAUUUCUGGAAGUCAUAACCAGACAGAAAUGUGGGUCUUAUCUACGUUGGUCAUUUUUUCCCCAGAUCAAUGCAUCGGCAAUUUCAGUUUUGCAGAAUUUUCACCUAUCUUAUGUCUUGAGAAACUUCUUUUGAGGAUAUAUUUUCUUUAGUGUUGUACCUUCACAAAUUGCAAUUGCUACCAUCAAGAAGAGCAUGUAUUUUUUUCCCCUCGGAGAUAAAAUGGGGGAUGUAUCCCAAUUUUCGAUUUCUUAAGAGUAAUUUUUUGCAA